AGCACUGCUGUUUCGGCCAGCGUGUAGCGGCACAGUUGCCGCACAGGAAAUUGCAUAGAUCCCGGUGCCUUUUUGGUGGGCGACUGGGGCACCUGGUAGAGAAUCUACCGUUCAAUUAGGAAAAGAAAAAAAGAGGUCCCCUGAGGCAGGGAGCCAGGUGAUCGGGCUGGGCUGCUCCCACCCCCACAAAAAAAACAGCAAUUGGAAACGCUGACGGUUGAGAGUUUCACAGCAAGUACAGCUGAACCCAGAAGGUCCAGCUCUGUGGGGGAGGGGCGUCCACUGAAGGAAAACAAAGAAACAGAAAUAACAUCACCACCAACAAACUGGAUGUCUGCUCAGAGACCCAAUAUGAAAGUCAGCAAUUACAAAGACGACAGGUGGUAAAUCCACAAAGAUGGGAAGAAACCAGCGCAAAAAGGCUGAAAACAUCCAAAAUCAGAAUGCCUCUCCUCCUUCAGGGGAUCGUAACUCCUCAUCAGCAAGGAAACAAGGCCUGAUGGAGAACGAGUAUGUUGAAUUGUCAGAAUCAGGCUUCAGAAGGUGGAUAAUAAGAAAUUUCUGGAAGCUAAAAGAACAUGUUCUAACCCAAUGCAGAGCCUAAGAAUCUUGAAAAAAGGUUUGACAAAAUGCUAACGGGAAUAGACAAUUUAGAGAGGAAUAUAAGUGAAUUAAUGGAGCUGAAAAACACAACACGAGAACUUCGCGAAAUAUGCACAAGUUUUAACAGUCGAAUUGAUCAAGCAGAAGAAAGGAUAUCAGAAGUCAAAGACCCACUCAAUGAAAUAAAACGAGAAGACAAGAUUAGAGAAAAAAGAAUAAAAAGGAAUGAGCAAAGUCUCCAAGAAAUAUGGGACUAUGUGAAAAGACCUAAUCUACGUUUGAUAGGUGUACCUGAAUAUGACGGAGAGAAUGAAUCCAAGCUGGAAAAUACUAUUCAGGAUAUUAUUCAGGAAAACUUUCCCAACCUAGCAAGGAGUGACAAUAUUCAACUCCAAGUAAUACAGAGAACACCACAAAGAUAUUCCUCAAGAAGAGCGACCCCAAGGCACGUAAUCGUCAGAUUCCCCAGGGUUGAAAUGAAGGAGAAAAUGCUAAGGGCAGCCAGAGAGAAAGGUCAGGUUACCCAUAAAGGGAAGCCUAUCAGACUCACAGCAGCUCUCAGCAGAAACCCUAUAAGCCAGAAGAGAGUGGGGGUCAAUAUUCGACAUCCUUAAAGAAAAGAACUUGCAACCCAGAAUUUUAUAUCCAGCCAAACUAAGCUUCACAAGCGAAGGAAAAAGAAAAUCUUUUGUGAACAAGCAAGUACUUAGAGAUUUCAUCACCAUCAGGCCUGCUUUACAAGAGCUUCUGAAAGAAGCACUACACAUAGAAAGGAACAACCAGUAUCAGCCUUUCCAAAAAUAUACCAAAAAGUAAAGAGCAUCAGCAUAAUAAAGAAUUUACAUCAACUAAUGGGCAAAAUAGCCCCCAAGCAUCAAAUGACAAUAUUAAACUCACAUAUAUUAUUACUAAUCCUAAAUUUAAAUCGACUAAAUCCCCCAAUCAAGAGACACAGAUGGGUAGAUUGGAUGGAAAGCCAAAACCCAUUGGUAUGCUGCAUCCAGACCCAUCUCACAUGCAAGGAUACACAAAGACUCAAAGGGAUGGAGGAAGAUUUACCAACCAAAUGGAGAGCAAAAAUAAAUAAAUAAAAAGCAGAAGUUGCAAUUUUUGCCUCUGAUAAAAUAGACUUUAAAACAACAAAGAUCAAUAGAGGCAAAGAAGGACAUUACAUAAUGUUAAAAGGAUCAAUGCAACAAGAAGAGCUAAGGAUCCUAAAUAUAUACGCACCCAAUACAGGAGCACCCAGAUACAUAAGACAAGUUCUUAAUGACUUAUAAAGAAACUUAGACUCCCACACAAUAAUAGUGGGAGACUUUAACAUCACAUUGUCAGUAUUAGAUCGACGAGACAGAAAAUUAACAAGGAUAUCCAGGACUUGAACUCAGACCUGGAACAAGUAGACUUAAUAAACAUUUAUAGAACUCUCCACCCCAAAUACACAAAACAUACAUUCUUAUCAGUACCACAUCACACCUACUCUAAAAGUGACCACAAAAUUGGAAGUAAAUCACUCCUCGCAAUCGCAUAGCAUUUCACAGGUUUAAAUGAAAUAUUGGUUGGCUGCUUGUUAUUUUCCUCCCUUAUUCCUUCCUGUCUCCAUUGUUAAGCACAAUUAUUGGCAUAAAAGAGGUUUUCAAUACCCAUUUUUAGACUGCAUUCUAGCCUGGGCAAUAAAGCAGUACUCCCUUUCUCUCUCCCUCUUUCUCUUCCUCUUUCUCUUUCAUUCUUUUUUUUCUUUUUCUUUUAAUUCUUUCUCUCAUUCUUUUUUUCUUCUUUCUUUCUUCUUCUUCUUUCCUCUCUUUUUAAAAAAAAGAAAAAGAAAUCAGGAAGAAGAGUCAUGUCACCUGGGUGGUUGGCCAGGGAUAUGUUACAUUCCUGAUCUGAAAGGAGGGCACAGGCAGCAGAGUCACAGCAUGUGGGUGCUGUGCCCAGUGAUAAUGUCACAGUGACUCCUGUGAGCAAGACCCAGGGGAAAAUAAAACACACCACCCUGUUGCUGAGCCAAAUGUUAUGUCACAAUCUUUCCUGUGGGCAGGAUGCAGGCAGCAGAAGAGAGUCACAUCUCCUAGAUGAUGAAUGCAGAGGGAUGUCAGGAGGCUCCUAAGAAUGACAACUACAAGAACAGCAACGACAAAAGGAGCUGGAGCGGGAAAGGCUGGAGAGAGAAAGAAUGGAAAGAGAGAGGUUGGAGAGAGAGAGGUUAGAAAGGGAAAGGCUGGAGAGGGAGCGACUGGAACAGGAACAGCUAGAGAGAGAGAGACAAGAACGGGAACGGCAGGAACGCCUGGAGCGGCAGGAACGCCUGGAUCGGGAGAGGCAAGAAAGACAAGAACGAGAGAGGCUGGAGAGACUGGAACGGGAGAGGCAAGAAAGGGAGCGACAAGAACAGUUAGAAAGGGAACAGCUGGAAUGGGAGAGAGAGCGCAGAAUAUCAAAUGCUGCUCCAUCUUCAGACAGCUCCCUGUAUAAUGCUCCACUUCCUGAGUAUUCCAGUUGCCAGCCUCCUUCAGCACCUCCUCCAUCAUACGCUAAAGUCAUCUCAGCUCCAGUGUCAGAUGCCACUCCUGAUUAUGCUGUAGUGACUGCUUUGCCACCUACUUCCACACCCCCUACACCACCACUGCGACACUCAGCGACACGUUUUGCAACAUCUUUAGGUUCAGCCUUCCACCCUGUUCUUCCCCAUUACGCUACAGCUCCUCGUCCUCUGAACAAAAACUCUCGACCUUCUUCUCCUGUGAACACACCCUCUUCUCAGCCUCCAGCUACGAAGCCCUGUGCCUGGUCUACUUCCAAUUUUUCGCCCCUCCCUCCAUCUCCUCCAAUAAUGAUUAGCAGCCCCCCAGGCAAAGCUACUGGUCCAAGGCCUGUCCUCCCUGUUUGUGUUUCUUCUCCUGUGCCCCAAAUGCCUCCAUCACCGACAGCACCCAAUGGGCUGGUUGACUCUGUAACAUAUCCAGUGUCUCCACCGCCUACCUCAGGGCCAGCAGCUCCUCCGCCGCCGCCUCCACUGCCUUCCCUCGCAUCACUGUCACACUGUGGAUCUCAAGCUUCUCCUCCUCCAAGCACCCCUAUUGCCUCAACUCCCUCAUCCAAGCCUAGUGUUCUCCCUUCUCCCUCUGCAGCUGCCCCUGCCUCUGUUGAGACUCCUCUAAACUCUGUGCUGGGAGACUCUUCUGCUUCUGAGCCAGGCUUGCAGGCAGCCUCUCAGCAGGCCGAGACUCCAGCCCAACAGGGCCUUGUCUUGGGACCACUUGCACCUCCACCUCCUCCACCACUCCUACCAGGGCCUGCACAGGCUUCAGUAGCACUCCCUCCUCCCCCAGGGCCCCCUCCACCUCCUCCACUCCCAUCCACUGGGCCUCCACCACCCCCUCCUCCCCCUCCUCUCCCUAAUCAAGUACCCCCUCCUCCUCCACCGCCUCCUGCCCCUCCCCUCCCUGCAUCUGGAUUCUUUUCGGGAUCCAUGUCAGAAGACAAUCGCCCAUUAACUGGACUUGCAGCUGCAAUUGCCGGAGCAAAACUUAGGAAAGUGUCACGGAUGGAGGAUGCCUCUUUCCCAAGUGGAGGGAAUGCUGUUGGUGUGAACUCAGCCUCAUCUAAAACCGAUACCGGCCGUGGAAAUGGACCCCUUCCUUUAGGGGGUAGUGGUUUAAUGGAAGAAAUGAGUGCCCUGCUGGCCAGGAGGAGAAGAAUUGCUGAAAAGGGAUCAACAAUAGAAACAGAACAAAAAGAGGACAAAGGUGAAGAUUCAGAGCCUGUAACUUCUAAAGUCUCUUCAACAAGUACACCUGAACCAACAAGAAAACCUUGGGAAAGAACAAAUACAAUGAAUGGCAGCAAGUCACCUGUUAUCUCCAGACCGAAAUCCACACCCUUAUCACAGCCCAGUGCCAAUGGAGUCCAGACAGAAGGACUUGACUACGACAGGCUGAAGCAGGACAUUUUAGAUGAAAUGAGAAAGGAAUUAGCAAAGCUAAAAGAAGAGCUCAUCGAUGCAAUCAGGCAGGAACUGAGCAAGUCAAAUACUGCAUAAAGAAACAGACUACGGAGAGAUAGGACUUUAAUUUGGAGAAAAAAAAAAAUCUACAAACAACAACUGUUCACAACAGUAAACCCCUACAUUUUAUGAGCUGUAACAAGAAAAUGGAGACAAACAGAAGGAGGGAAAAACCAACCUACUCUGAAAGCCUUCAGACAUUAUGACUCUGGCGAUAAGCUCUUUCCCUCUCAGUUUGCUGCUUUUUUCUGGCCUUUACAACAGAAUGGAAGAGAAUCAUAUAAGAGUUCCUGUAACAGUUAUGCAGAAAAUAUUAAAACCCAUCAGGCAAGAUCAUCGCGCAUUGAAAUACUUUCAUGUCAAGAUAAAAUCGCACAUUUUCCGCAAUUCGUUGCUAAAAUAGAGGAGAAAGGCUUAGGAAGUUUUUUUGCAGAGAGUGCUGAUGAAGAAUUGAGCAAGUUUGCUAUUGUAUUGUAAUGUUUCUCUCAGGUUUGUUCUUCCUAUCAUGUUUGAUAUUCCAUGAAUAAUUGAGAUCAGCCCUAUAUAAGAUAAGAUACGCAGAACAAAUGGAAUUGUAAGUGCUUUCAAAGGUUAAUAUUUAUAAGAAAGUGUCCUAAAAAUGAUUUGUUCAGCUUGAGGAAUUUUAGAAUGAUAGGAAGUCUCUCGAGUUAGCCUUCAUGCAAUUUUGUAGAUUAAAACAUAAAAUUUGUCCAGAAUUUAAAGAUUUAGAUGCCUUCCUAAAUUGUUACAAUGCUUUACCAAAUCUAUGACUUCUACAUAACACAAACCAGUGGUCAAAUGUAAACAAUAUAUUGUAGAUUUACUGUAGGUUUUCAACCUUUUUUAGAUUUAUGCAUGUGGACAUUUUUAUAAUGUAAUUACAAUCACCACAAAGUUAGCUUUUUUAAUUGCAGACAGUAAUGCAUGUCACACUAAUAUGUAGUGGCCUUUUCAAGGCCUAGUCCCAGGGAAACAUUUUGUAGAGUAUAGGGGAGUGGGAGGAAGGGGAGGAAUAAUUUUUUAUUUAAAGUUGAUUUCUGCACUAUCUUUUUCUCAAUUACCUGCAUGAAUAAUAAUGAGGAAUAUUUUGUGACUUUAAUUGGUAAAUAUGUUACAAAACCAAGUAUUUAAUCUUUUACAUCAUGUCUUCAGCUAUUUGUAUUUUAACCAGUAAUUUCAAUGGUCUGAAACAUGAUUCUGAGCUUCACAUAAUAUCUUACUGUGGAACUCAAAAGUUUGAUCACUGAAUUUGGCAGUUAUUAUUACCUAGGUACCCCUGCUGUUACACAGGUGUUUAGAUACAUGUUCCUGAAUGAAGCUGCUUUUGACUUUUGUUAUAUUGAAAUACAAGAAAUAACAAUGACGGCAGCAAUUAAGGUCACAGAAAUCAUUAGGUAAAGGAAAAACCAAUGAGGAGUUCUACAGUUUUCUUUUAAUAAGUAAAGUGGGACUUGGGUGGUGGGAAGAAGGAAUUAGACGCUCUACCUGCCAUCCUGCGUGUGUGUGCACUCGUGCACGUGCUGUCUAUAUGUAAGCCACUCCCUUUUCUUUCCUUUGAAACUGAUGAGGUUAAAAUAGGGGAGAAAUCCUAUAUAUUGCAAUGAUAGCUUUCUGGAAAAUUGAAGAAAUCAAACUCUCCAGGCUCUCCAUCCUGAUUUAUGCUUGAGUCGUUAUGUGCCAUAUUUGCUUUGAACUCUGAUUAUUAGAAGUUUUACUAAAAUGUUGAAGAAAUAAUUCACUUUCAUCUGCUUUCCAGAUUUUGUACAUCUCAGUUCAUAAAGCAAAGCUUGUUGAUAAUGUAGUUUUCUAAAUGCUGCAGAUGUGCAGCCGUUACCACUACAAAGACGUUUGGAUGAGGGAUUUUUUUUUUUCUUUGUUAAAAUAGUUCCUGUUUCUGUAGAAAUUUCAUUUUUAGAUUAAACUGUGAUGGAUGAGCUAUCAUACAUUUCUUUUUUCUAUCAGAUAGGUAUUGUCAUGCAGUAGCAGUAAAUACAUCAGAGGCGCAGCAAGCUUACGAAGUUCUGUUUUCUAAAAGAAAUAGGAGGUAUUUUCAUCUUUAUUAUUGUACUUUUGGUUAUGCAAACACUUUGAUAACAUAAAGUUAUAUCCCCUAUAAAUCUGGUCAGAAACCUCUUUUGAUUUUGUUGAGUACGUUAACUAGUCUAUAAUAGGUAGAGUACUGGGUACAAGUGGUCCAAACUAAGAUAAGAGACUAAAAUAAAAUGCUAAAUCUUAAACUGGGUUUAUGCACUAAACGUUUUGUGCCUUGGUCUAAUAUUAACAUGAUGUCUGUGUAAAAUGACAAAAAGAACCAGUGUUGAAUCACGCUAUAUUUUCCAUCAUCCCAGAUCGCUAAAUGUAUUCUUUCCAAGAAGUCUGAACGAAUUAUUAUAUACAUUUUCUGUCAUGUACCCAUGACAGUUGUGUCAUUGUUAGAGAUUUCAGUAAUUAAAAUGGGAAACAGAAGCUUAAGUUAUUUUCCUUAUCAAAACUAUGUUCCUUGGAACCACAUUAUUAUGAUGGUUUUUGUGCUCUUGUACAUUGGAUGUCUUAAGCUAAGUACAGUUUAGGGGAUCCUUUCUAAUUAAUUACAGGAAGGUACUGCUUUCCUCAACACUGUGAUCUGACCUGUGACAAAUCUGUACUAUACACUAUGUAAAUGGCUAACAAGUCAAUUGCAAACAAACUGAAUGUACAAAUCUUAGUGCUGGUGCUGAAAUCUCUUCAGAAUAGUUAUGAUUUAAAAGUUUGUUUAUAAAUUUGCAAGCAUCAAGUGUCAAUCAAAACUGAAGAUGAAACACUAAUGAAUGUUGAAUUCUCAUGCUUUUAGGUAUACUUCCUUUUUAGAAUUUUCAGUUUUCUGCUAUUUUUACCGUAACUAUUUCAUUUAAAUUUGUUUCACUUAAAUUUCCUACACGCUAACUUCAUUUGUGCGAUUGAAAUAAAAUUGCAGUAUAUAUGCAUUGCUUGUUUGUGACACUUAGAUAAUCUUCUGAAAUAAUUUGUUAGUAAGUUAUAUUGGAUGUGAAAACUACCUUUUAAAGUCCAAGACUUCACUGCUUAAAAGUUUACAUGUCACGUCACUAUUCUUUAAAGAUUUCAUAGGAGUCAUGAAUACUAAGUAAUGUAUACAAAGGAAAUCUGUGAUGACUUGUCUACUUUCUGUUUGAAAUAACUGUUGGGUGUUCCCUGUUUGUUAUUUUCUCUCUGCCCAUCUUGAUACAGUAACUUACUCUAUAGUCAAGAUGAUGAUAAAUGUUUAAUUUUUAUUCCAUUUUUUUCUGCAACACAUUCAGAUACUUAAAACUGGUUCAUGCAGUUAGAAUUUUCCUGUAUAUAGUUUGCGUGGUAAAGGACAUUGUGUGGUAAAGGGCAUUAUCAAGUAUUGAAUUUUAAGUGUAGCAAAAGCUGUAUAGUGUUUCUACAUGAUACUGAUUUCUUAAAACCUACAAAUAAGCAGUAGUACUUUUUAUCUAUUGUAAAGUAUUAAUUUUGAGUUCCAUUUUUAUAAUUCUGAUGUCUUCAUUAGAAAUACAAAAAUACAAUCCUUGUAUUUUUUUUCGUUUAUCAGACCCGAAUUUUCCCCCUUUCCCCCUCCAUUCUCCUCUCCACUUCUCACGGACCAUAUGUUCCCGACGUUCAUUAACAUCUGCAGCCAUUACAGAGUUCACAGUUUUAACAUUUUCAGCUGAUUUUUUUUUUUGCUCUAUCUUGUCUCAUGUUCUUGCUUCUCUUCAUAUGUAAGAAUUUCAUCUACUAAUUGAAAGUCACUUCUCAUUCAAAAAUGAAUUAAGUAACAUGCUAACCUUUUAAAUUUGCCUAGCUACAAUAUUUAUGUCUCUUAAAUUUAUAUAUACUUUGAGUGCCAUUGUGAAGAAUUGGCCUUUAAAUUCUAAGUAGUGUUACCCUGUGAAGCACAUUGUGCAAAGGUACGCCACAGGGUCUCUUUAAUUGCUGUGUAGCCAUGAUAACUUUACAACACCAUUACCCUUUAAAUGCUACCGAUUAUAAGCAGCAUAAAAGUAACUAAAGCAAACAUUGCAAAGCAAUGCUCUAGGAGCUCUUAAUUCCUGAUGUAGCUGUUACAAAAAUCACUUUCCCGAAGACAUUUACUCUACCAUUCACUUCCGAACUCCAAACCUGUUUCUGGUAGCACCACUCUUGUUUUUAAUAGAAAGAUGAGUUCAUAUCUAUACAUCUCUCCAAAGCUCUAAGGAAUGAGAAAAGGAUCCUAGUAUAUUGAAAUUACUGAUAUUUAAUACCUCUGCCUUUUCACUGAAAGCCAUUUAAUAUUUAUACGUUAAAAGCAUAUUCAUAGAUGCUUUUUAAAGUCAGAACUUGACAUACAGGUAUUUAUAAGGAAUCUCCAUGACUCUAAGGGAAUAAAAUUGAUCUAGGUGUCUUUGGCUACAUAGAGACAUAGUAGAGGACAUUGACUUAUAAGAAUAGUUUUCUGAGGAUGUGUAGAUUUGACUAAGCAGCUGAAGUCAGUAACCCCUCAAGAAAGGCCGUUUGUAGGAGUCAGGAACUGUUGGAGGUCUGUGAUGCAGGUUUUUCUGUUCCCAGCACCAAAAGCGGUGGAUUACUAGAUUUGUUCCCCUUUAUGUUAUCUCUAGAUAAUUUUUGAGACAUCAAGAUUUUAAAAAAUAUCUUAAUACUGGAAAGAUGAAACCUUCAAAUUUAAAAAGACUAAAAUUGAUUAGGAAGGAAAGUAAAAUACUGCAGUACAUUUAGGAUGGUUACAGAUAUUCAGUGUCAAAUAAAUGGAGUUAUAGGAUAAAUUCUCCGUGGAAUACUAAUGGUCAAGUCACAUAAGAGGAAAACAAAAUUUUUGGUGAGGAGGUACAUUUGAAAACUGCUAAAGAAUUAACUGUAAAUUUGUCUAAAUAGUUUAUAAAGUAACAGAAACAUUGUAAAAGGGUAAAUAAUGACCAUCAUAAAGACUUAGGAUGUUGUAAGAAUGUCUGCCACGUUUAUUGGUUAUUUCUGUUGAAAUCUGAAAGAAUCAAAACAUGUCAAGAUUGAGAAAGGGAAAAAAUGACUUUCUUUCAGCUACAGAUAAUCUGUGAUGCACAUUACUUUGUAAACAGAAAUGUUAGUAUUAUUUAAAGCACAGACAUUAGUUUAACAUGUAGAAUAAAUCAAAGAUGAAGUAUUUGUUCAUUAGUUUAACAUAUAGAGUAAAUCAAAGAUGAAGCCCCAGCUAAGUGUUUAAACCAAAGAAUCACAGUCACUGAGCUGCUCCCGGUUCUGUGAAGCAUGUUAAAUACUCCUAAAGAGCAGAGAGCAGGGCCUGUAGAUGCUUCUGGUGCAGGACGCAGAGCUCCUAGGCAGAGGGAGAAAAUUAGGGGCCCCGGUCGGUGGCUGACAGCAAAAAGAAUGUACCAUUUGAGUAGUACUAUUCUUUUUCCUCACUUUUUAAAGGCAUACAAUUCCUAGAAAUUAGGACAUCUAAAUAACUCAGUGAACUGGUCACUAAAUUCAGUUUUCUCAACAAAAAAGAAGUUCUGACCAGGCGCAGUGGCUUAUACCUGUAAUCCCAGCACUUUGAGAGGCUGAGGCGGGAGGAUAGUUUGAGGUCAGCCCAGGCAACACAGGGAGACCUCAUCUCUACAAAAAAGAAUUUUUUAAAAAUUUGGGCCAGGCAUGGUGGUGCACACCUGUAAUCCCAGCUACUCAGGAGACUGAGGUGGGAGGAUCACCUGAGUCCAGGGAGGCUGAGGCUGCAGUGAGCCAUGAUCAUGCCAUUGCACUCCAGCCUGGGUGACAGAGCAAGACCCUGUCACUUAAAAAUUCUAAGAGAAUACAGCUUUUUAUUUUAAUUGAAAUGAUUAGAAAGCCUACGUACUUCGUUAGCAAGCCCAGACUACAUAUAUUCCAUAAAAGAUCUAUAUAAAAAUGAUAGCCUCAUAGAUCAGCCUGAUUAAACUGUUCCCUCAAUUCCAAGAAAGAUUUCUUCAGCAGGAGGUGACAAUUCUAAAAACAUAAAUCACUAAUAAAAGAACUGGAUAAUGUUAUAGGUUUGUUUGCUUAGAUUUUCGUAAAUAGUUAUUCUUCUAAGAAGGCUUAGACAAUAGAAAAGAUUGCACAGUUGGUACUUUGAAUUCCACAGGAAAUUGCACUCAGAAGAAAAGAAGUCUACAUUGAUUGGUGUUUAGAUUGAGAGAUUUAAUUCUCCCAACAAGUUCAAAAGUUUCCAUUCAAGUCUAUAGAAACUGAUAAAAAAGCUUCUUGUCUUACACUUAAAAUAUGCAUUGUUGUUACCAUAUAAAAGAAAUAUGUUAUAGAAAGCUUUUUAAAAUUUGAUCUCUUCAGUGCCUAACAUUCCAUGCUUUAGUCACAUCUGUGGAACCUCUUUUCUUUUUUUUUUUUUUUUUUUUAGAUUAAAGGCGUUUUAAAAAUAAAUGUUUUAUGGCCCGGGAUGGUGGCUCACACCUGUAAUCCCAGCACUUUGGGAGGCUGAGAUGGGUGGAUCACCUGAGGUCAGGAGUUCGAGUCCAGCCUGGUCAACAUGGUGAAACCCCAUCUUUACUAAAAAUACAAAAACAUUGGCCAGGCGUGGUGGUGGGCACCUGUAAUUCUAGGUAUUCGGGGAGGCUGAGGCAGAAUAGCUUGAACCCGGGAGGUGGAGGUUGCAGUGAACUGAGACGCACCACUGUACUCCAGCCUGGGUGACAGAGCGAAAUUCUGUAACUGAAUGAAUCAAUGAAUGUUUUUCAGCUUAUUUUAUAUGAGAAAUAGCAGCUUUUCAUUGUUAAAUGAAACUGAGACACCAGUUGAUCUCGGGUGUCACUUGACUGGUUCUGACUAUGUCACUGGGCGUUAUAAAUACAGAGUUUCCCUCCACCUUUUUAUCGAGUCUGGGGUUUGUCUAUCUUGGUGGUGGACUAACUUAACCAUGGAUUCACAAACCCAUUUGACUGUCCUAGGUCAUGAGGCUACCCUGUGACAGUGGUUGGGCAUCACAGUGAGUCUGGGGUGAUGAAUUUGAGUUAGCUGCAGUUCUGCACCUCGGCAACAGGCUGUGGAUGGUUGGUAGUAGAUGUUGACUUUGCCACUUAAAUUUCCAGGAAGAAUAGCUUACAGUUUAUCUGAGGAAAGUAAUGGGAAGGCUUAGAGACUGAGAAGAAAGCCCUAUUAAAAUCUAGGUAGCAUUUCCUUUCUGCUUAUUUACUACCAAAAAAGAGAGGUUCAGGCCUGAGUCAGGACUUCAGUUUGGUGUCCUUUCCAGAGGUACUCUAGGCCUCAUCAUUUUAAGUUUCAAUUGCAAAAAGAAAAAAAUCUGUUGACAGAGUCUUGCUCUCACUCAGGUUGGAGUGCAGUGGUGUGACCUCGGCUCACUGCAUCCUCAGGUUCAAGCGAUUCUCCUGCCUCAGCCUCCCGAGUAGCUGGGACUACAGGCACCCGCCACCACACUCGGCUAAUUUUUGUAUUUUUAGUAGAGACAGGGUUUCACCAUGUUGGCCAAGCUGGUCUCAAACUCCUGAGCUCAGGUGAUCCACCCACCUCGGCCUCCCAAAGUGCUGGGAUUACAGGUGUGAGCCACAGCACCUGGCUUCAAUUGCAGAAAUGUUUGAAGGGAGAAUAUUUGAUCCUCACAUAAAAUGUCCUUGUUUCUGAAAGAAAACGUAAAAAGAUUGUCAUUGAGUCCAUGUCUUUGCCACCUUCCUGGGCUUGAUUUCCCUUUCUCUGUGUUCUUCUUGCCCUCAGUCUCCUUUUUGCGUGUGGAAUUGUGGGCAGGUCAUUGGACUGGGACUGGCUGACUUCACCAGAUGUUAGCCUGCAGGGCUAGCUGGUCAUUCUCUCUGGGCCUUCUACCUCUAAAUUUUAGUUCUUUUUUAAAGUUCUUUUUGUUUUGUUUUUAUUUUUUCCUCACCACUAUACAAGCGAGGAUAAAGCUUUUAUUACUAUUAUUUUUAGAUGGAGUCUCGCACUGUUGCCCAGGCUGGAGUGCAGUGGCAAGAUCUCAGCUCACUGCAACUGCUGCCUCCUGGCUUCAGGUGAUUCUUCUGCCUCAGUCUCCUGAGUACCUGGGACUAAAGGCGUGCACCACCACACCCAGCUAAUUUGAAUUUUCAGUAGGGAUGGGCUUUCACCAUGUUGGCCAGGCUGGUCUUGAACUCCUGACCUCAGGCGAUCUCCCCACCUUGGCCUCCCAAAGUGCUGGGAUUACAGACAGGAACCACGGUGCCUGGUCCCAGUAAAGUUUAGUGCUGAAUUUACUCCUUCAGUGUAUCCUCGGCAGCUACUGGUUUUUUCUUUUCUUUUUUUAUUCUUUUUUUUUUUUUUUUUUUUUUUUUUUUUUUGAGAUUGAGUCUUGCUCUGUUGCCAGGCUGGAGUGCAGUGGUGCAGUCUCGGCUCACUGCAACAUCUGUGUCCUGGGUUCAAGUGAUUCUUCUGCCUCAGCCUCCCAAGUACCUGGGACCACAGGCACGUGCCACCACACCGGGCUAAUUUUUUUGUGUUUUUAGUAGAGGCGUAUUUUCACCAUGUUGGCCAGGAUGGGCUCGAUCUCUUGACCUCGUGAUCUGCCUGUCUCAGCCUCCCAAAGUGCUGGGAUUACAGGCGUGAGCCACUGUGCCUGGCCGGCAGCUACUGGUUGUUUUAUUCUUUUCUCAUCUUUUUUGGUAUAUUCAUCUUUUGAUCGGAGAAACAAGGUGAGUUUGGCUCUCGCAUCUUAAGUGCAGCGUUUAGUUGUUUUAUAAUCGUAGAUGCUGUUGCGCUGGACAGCAUGCAUCCUGGAUGUGAACAAUGUGGAACAUCAAUGGAGUCACACUUUUGGGGUCAGUGGUGGUGCAUAAAGCAUAAGUGGUGUGCUGUUCUGCACCAGUUUCCUCUGCGUCACUGAUGUACUUUCAGUUUGAAUUACGCUCAUCUGUGUGGUGACUUCAGUGUAUUCUCCACUGUGCUUCAACCUGGAAACACAUUCUCACAUUCAGAAAGAUGGAUUCCAUUCAUGCAAUGGGACUACACGAGAUCCAUGCUCCAAUUAUAUAUGAAUAACAAAGUCAAUUUGACUCUUCUAGUUCAAGAGCUGUUUCUAAGUAAACAGACUUUCCAGAGCUCGAUGAAGUGAGGGAGCCGUUCUGGGCAGAAUUCAGUGGUUUUCAUGUCAUCUGAACCUGCUGCGCUGUUGUUUAUUCUAUCACUGUCAUCCUUGAGGGGAAAAGGGGGAAUAAUCUUACCCUCCUGCCCUUCUUAUUUUAUAUCUUUGAUCUUAUCCAUCUAUAUCCAUGUAGUCAUUCCUUCUGAGUUCCCUGUUUUUGAUCCAGAAGACUGUUACAGCCAUGUCUUGGCAGACCUGGUGCCCCUCUCAUGCCAUUUGAGGGCUGAAUCUUUGCUUCAUCUUAGGAAGAUGAAGACAGUGUGUCAGUCAGAGACAGCAAUAGAAGGUUUGGGAUGAUACAAGAUGGGCCCUGUUUUGCUGACAUUCUUUUGCUUUGGUUCUUGGCGAGUGUGUUUUGGGAUUCAUUUCUUGUUAGUAUGAAUAGGACAUGCUUUUUAUUAGGUGCUUUUCUUUUUUGGAGAAAAUGAAGUGUUUCUAACAAGUGAAUGAGCUAGAAAGAAUUCUAUUUUGAGACAUCUGUAGUUGAUGCAAAGUAUUUCUGUAAUCCUCAAUUACAGUACUUACAUAUUUGCAUAGAAUUUUUUUUUUUUUUUAAAUUUUUGAAGAAGCCUCUCUGGAGUCUGUAUAGGAACACCCUGAAAGUCCCUAUUAUGUAGCUGGUAGGGAGAGGGAGAGGGACAGCCACGCCUGUGCUGUGAGCAGAGCAGAACUUCAGGAGGAGUGAACCCUCCUCAUUGGAAGCUUUCUGUUGUCCAGCCUCGGGGGGAUUUCAGAAGCUCCCUCUUAAGCCAGGUGUGGUGGUGUGUGCUCCUAGACCCAGCUACUCAGGCGGGAGCUGAGGUGGGAGGAUCACUUGGGCCCAAAGUUGGAGGCCAGCCUGGGCAACAAAGUGAGGCCUGUCUCCUUAAAAACAACAACAACAAUUUUUCCUUGACCACUGUGCUUUCUGCUGCCCCUUUGUAGGGGUGGGGUAGGGUCAGAGUAAGCAUGUGCAUGAAUAGGGAAAAGUUCUGGUGGUGGUUUGUUUUGUUUUUUGAGAGAUGGGGGAGUCAACAGUGAACCUUUCUGGUUAAACAAUGUACAUAAUUUCUAUUAUGAAAUUUAGAAGGUUAAAUACAUUUUCUUUUUCAGGCCUACCUAGUUGAUAGACCAAAAGCAUAUAGCAGAAUAGCACAGUAAAAAAAAAGUAAAGGUGAAUUUCUUUUUUUUUUUUUUUUUUUGAGAUGGAGUUUCGCUCUUGUUACCCAGGCUGGAGUGCAAUGGCGCCAUCCCAGCUGACCGCAACCUCCGCCUCCUGGGUUCAGGCAAUUCUGCUGCCUCAGCCUCCUGAGUAGCUGGGAUUACAGACACGCGCCACCAUGCCCAGCUAAUUUUUUUUUUUUUUUGUAUUUUUAGUAGAGACGGGGUUUCACCAUGUUGACCAGGAUGGUCUCGAUCUCUUGACCUCGUGAUCCACCCACCUCGGCCUCCCAAAGUCCUGGGAUUACAGGCUUGGGCCACAGCGCCCGGCAUAAAGGUGAAUUUCUUAUGGUCCAAAUGGAUGGUCACAAUCCAUAACCUUUCAUAGUAUAGGCUGGAAUGGAAUCUCUUGUUAUCUUGCUUUGCUCUAAAUUUUAGAGCUACAUGAGCAUGUUUGUCAAAAGAUUAUACAGAGCUAUUUUCUUUGCUAAAGAUGUAAACAUUUGCACCCCGAAUGGAACUUUUAUCAGCUGGAAGUGAGCCUAAGGUGGCAUAUACUGAAAUCAUGUUUUAAAAAUUAAGGUUGACUUAAGCAUAUACAAGGUUGUGUUUUCAUUCUAACUAGAAAUCAUUUACUGUGCAUACAGAACCUCAUGCAUCAUGGCAUUUGUGAAUUAUGGGCCUUGCUGAAUUCAAGAAUAAGGGAACCUGGUCAUGUGUUUUAAAUCAAUACACUGUGAGCUCUUGCUUGCUUGACUCAAGUUGUUUGAGAAUCUAAAUAAAACAGGAUCUCCUUGUCAGGAAACCUGGACAUGUACGUUUAAGAAGGGAACGUGGAAGAGAGGGCAGGACAUGAAACCAAAAUAGCUGGCAGGGCAGGAUCAGACGGCACCUGAUUUUUGCACCAAAGUUAUAAAUAGGAACAAAUAAAAACGAGGACCGCUUAUGAGCCAACCUAGGAAAGACUUGCCAGAAAGUAGCAGCUCCUGCUGCAAAUUACAGUGCCUUCAAAAUGAUUCUGUGUGAAAUGCAUGCAAUUUCAUGUAACCAUAAAGUGUAACCUGUAUGUGCAUGACGUGUGUCUAGAUGUGUAAAGUUAGGAUUCAGCAGGAAGGGGCCUGGCCCUGUCACUGUGGCGGAUCAGUAGACCUGCUGAUGUCGUUGGAUUUAAUGUGACUUAGGUUUGCAGCAUCAGACCCCUGUGUUUGCAUUAAGCCGCCAUAUCGUUGAAAUCGGAUCCAUCUCUCCCUCUCAGCUUUCUUUCCUACUUGGCAGCUUUGCUGGUUUUAACUGCUUCAUUCUUCCGCUUCUUGGUAUCCUUUCUUUUGAAAUAAAAAGACGAAAGACUUCA
This is a messenger RNA of Callithrix jacchus (white-tufted-ear marmoset), 16203 nucleotides long. Lineage: Eukaryota; Metazoa; Chordata; Mammalia; Primates; Cebidae. The record is from RefSeq and is a predicted model, not a curated record.